AAAUUCAACUUCGUCUCCAUAAACGCGCUUCUUCGUCUUUAAGAACUAUUCACCAUUCAAAUCCAAUUCCAAGAAUAAUAAUUAUCUUCCUUCUGCCUCCGUCAAUGGCGUCCGCGAAACCAACCGAUCAGAUCAAACAGCUCAAAGACAUCUUCACUCGCUUCGACAUGGACGGCGACGGAAGCCUCACACAGCUCGAGCUCGCCGCUCUCCUCCGUUCCCUCGGCAUCAAACCUCGCGGCGAUCAAAUCACUCUCCUCCUCAACCAAAUCGACUGUAACGGUAACGGUUCCGUCGAGUUCGACGAGCUCGUCGUCGCGAUUCUCCCCGACCUCAACGAGGAGGUGCUCAUUAACCAGGAGCAGCUCAUGGAGGUUUUCCGUUCGUUCGAUCGUGACGGUAACGGUCAAAUCACGGCGGCGGAGCUUGCUGGGUCAAUGGCUAAAAUGGGACAUCCGUUGACUUAUCGCGAGUUGACGGAGAUGAUGACGGAGGCUGAUUCUAACGGUGACGGUGUUAUUAGUUUUGAUGAGUUUGCGCAUAUCAUGGCUAAGUCCGCUGCUGAUUUUCUUGGAUUAACGGCUGCUUGAUUCUCUUAUGUUUGUUUUUGAUUAAAUUGAUUAUUUUCUAAUGUUCAGUUGUUUUAUUGUAUUAUGCAACCUUGAGUAAUUUAACAAUGGGCGCUAAUCUUCCCUCU
Messenger RNA from Brassica oleracea var. oleracea, 697 nucleotides. Its product is annotated as probable calcium-binding protein CML16. The transcript has 2 exons. Gene Ontology annotation, molecular function: calcium ion binding; enzyme regulator activity. The record is from RefSeq and is a predicted model, not a curated record. The coding region runs from base 105 to 590 and encodes 161 amino acids. Lineage: Eukaryota; Viridiplantae; Streptophyta; Magnoliopsida; Brassicales; Brassicaceae.